CAUCUUUCAAUGAUGGAGCUGGAUUCAAUUUAGAGAAGCUCUCAAUUGAUCUUCGAGAGCAGAUAAUGGUCGAUUAUUUUUCUAAAUCUGGCCUCGAUUUUUCCUUAGUUCGGAUUCCUAUUGGUGGGACCGAUUUCUCGUUCGACCUUAUUCUUAUGACGAUAAUCAUGAUGAUGACUUUGACCUUGAAGAUUUUCAACUUGCACCUGAAGAUAUAAGUCUAAAGAUUCCAAUGAUUAAACAGGCAAUAGAAUUGCGAGCCAAUAGUCAUCUUAAGCUUCUCGCAAGCUGCUGGUCACCUCCUGGCUGGAUGAAAACUAACGACAGUAUCGUUGGAGGUUAUAUCAAGGGUUCUCCGGGGGGAAAAUAUUAUAAAACUUAUGCUAAAUACCAUGUUAAAUUUCUCGAUUCUUAUAAAUCGGAAGGAAUCAACUUCUGGGGUAUCACCACAACCAAUGAACCUUUCAAUGUGGUCAAGAAUGCUCCUUAUAUCUUCAACAAUGUUGGACUGACCCCUGAAAUGUUACGAGAUUUCAUUAAGCUCGAUCUUGGUCCAAUUCUCCAAGAAUCAGACUAUGGAGUUGAUAAACUCAACGUUCUAAUCUUAGACGACAAGAAACAAUAUCUUCCCCAAUAUACUGAGGUCAUUUUAACCGAUCCAGAAACGGCUAAAUUCGUGACCGGUAUCGCAGUCCAUUGGUAUGAUGAUGGUGAAGAUCCUUACGAAUAUCUAUCUCCAACUCAUGAUAAGUUUCCAAACUAUUUCAUCAUGUCAACAGAAGCAACUGCUGGCUACAAGAAGGAUGCUCCAAACACAGGUCAACUGGGAAACUGGACACGAGCGGAAGAGUAUGCAUAUGACAUGAUUCAAGAUUUUCAACGAUAUGUCACCGGCUGGAUAGACUGGACAUUUGUUUCGGACAGUUUAACCGGAGGCCCUUCAUGGAACCAUGGCAAGUUUGAUUCAUCGAUACUGGUUGACCCAAAGAUGGACACUUAUUAUCGUAAUCCAAUGUUUUAUGCACUUGGACACUUUUCAAAAUUCAUCCCUCCCAAUUCAGUUUAUAUCGGUCAUAAUAUCCAGGGUAAUUCAAUGGGCAUCUCUUGUGCCACUUUCAUUGACCCCUCCCAGCAAUUGGUCAUCGUCCUUUUAAACACCAAUGACCAUCAAGUUAAUCUGAUUGUUAACAAUUUUACCUCAAUUGCAAUUCCAAUAUCAUUAGAUUCACAUUCAAUCACCACACUGGUCACUCCUUCAAGUUUACCUUGAAUUUGAAACUGACCCAAAGUAAAUUUUAACCCAAUUACAAACUGGACAUCAAUCAAUUAAAAUCUAGAAUCUGCUCUAAUUUGACCAUGAAGAUGAAACAAUUAAAUAAUUAUCAUUAUGAAAUUGUAAAGAUAACAAUGAAAAUGGAAACAGCAACAAACAACAAAAAAUUAAUGAUGACAAUUAACUUGUAAAAAUGACUUUGAUUUGAUUGUCAAAUGGACUUAAAUUAUGACAGAAAUAAAUUCAAUUGUUAUUAACUAAUCAAAUAA
Molecule: messenger RNA, 1542 nt
Organism: Panonychus citri (citrus red mite)
Lineage: Eukaryota; Metazoa; Arthropoda; Arachnida; Trombidiformes; Tetranychidae
Product: putative glucosylceramidase 4
Exons: 4
Coding region: 233-1270 (345 amino acids)
Biological process (GO): glucosylceramide catabolic process
Molecular function (GO): glucosylceramidase activity
Source: RefSeq, a predicted model, not a curated record